AUGAUUAUCAGAUUAAAAAGAGUCCACUUAUCAUUUGUGCACCCUACUUCAUACUACUCCACUCGGCGUACUUCAGAAUCACAUGUUCAAAAAGCCAAAAGCAAAUUAGAGGUUUGGGAGGGAAUAAGUGUGAAGGAGUUGUCAUCCGCAGCCAAAAUAUCCCCUCAUGUAAUCCUUCAAACUCUCAACUCAUCACUAGUUACAAAACAGAAAGCCAAUAACAAUUCAAAGUUGGAAGAUAAAAAGAUAAUUGAAACCCUAGUGAGAUUAAUGGGAUUCACGCCAGUUUUUAGGCGUCAGGUCACUGAAGAAACAAUUGACUAUGAUGCUUAUCCAAGACCGCCGUGUCCUCCAGAAAUAUGUGAACCCCGCCCUCCUAUUGUUGCAGUCUUGGGUCAUGUAGAUCAUGGAAAAACAACAUUGUUAGACGCCUUGCGUUCCAGUAGAGUUGUAGAUGAGGAGUUCGGAGGUAUAACUCAACAUCUUGGCGCGUUUACCGUAUCUCUAUCAUCUGUUGAGCAAAAUGCUGGUUGUACACUAUCUAACUCUACCUCAUCUUCUCGGAGCAUUACGUUUCUGGAUACACCAGGUCAUGCAGCAUUUUCUGGUAUCCGUUUACGAAGUGCAAAGGUGACUGACAUAAUGCUUCUCGUAGUCGCUGCUGAUGACGGAGUUAAACCUCAAACUGUUGAGGCGAUUCGUUAUGCGAAAGAAACAGAUACUCCCAUUGUCGUUGCAGUGAAUAAAGUUGACAAACAUGAAGCUAACCUAGAUAAAGUGGUUCAAGGUUUAGCCACCUAUGAGGUACUAACUGAACAGUUAGGAGGAGACGUACAAGCUGUUCCAAUAUCAGCAUUAAAAAGAAUAAAUCUUUCCGGUUUAUUGGAAGCUAUUAUUCUUCAAGCUGAAAUAAUGCAAUUAAAAGCAGAUCAUACUGGACCAGCUGAAGGAGUUGUUUUAGAAUCAGAAACUCUGCAUGGAAUUGGUAAAACUGCUAUUUGCUUGGUUACUCGAGGUAUAUUGCGUAAGUCACCGAAAAGUGGCCCCCUUAUUGCUGGCGAAGCAGUUUGCAGCCCGCGGAUUUUACUAGACGAUACAGGCAAAUCUGUGGAUUCAGUUAGUCCAGGCUUCGUAGCACGGCUUGCAGGCUGGAAAGACCUACCAUCUCCAGGGGAUCUAUUAUUAGAAUUGGAAUCAGUGACAAGAGCAAAUGAAGUUCAACACUAUCGUAGACGUAUUAAAAUGCUGAACAAAGCUAAAGAAGACAGAAAUGAAUAUGAACAGCGAAUGAGCUCUUAUCGAGAAUUUCGUGAUGAAUUCACACAAAAACGAUUAAGUACUCCUCGUAACCAGUGGAAAAAAUUAAGGGAAGAACAUAAUCGAAUUGAAUUUAAUCCUUGGGAGAAAAAUCAUGAUCAGAUUUCAUUGCCUUUAGUAAUUAAAAGUGAUGUACAAGGAAGUUUAGAAGCUAUUAAAACACUUCUUUCUACAUGUCCAUCAGAUCAGUGUCGAAUAGAAUAUUGUCUUACUGGUAUUGGUCCUUUAACAGAAUCUGAAGUAGAAUCUGCAGCUGCUGUUAACGCAACUGUCCUACUAUUCAACAUUCAUGCUCUGCCGGAAGCAACGAGUAAAGCUCAACAAAAAAAUAUAGAAAUUAAAGAAUUCAAUAUUAUUUAUCGGUUGGCAGAAGAAGUUCGUGAAUUAGUUAAUAAACGACUUCCAUCAAUAUCAACAGAGAAAAUAAUUGGUGAAGCAGAAAUUUUACAAUUGUUUACUAUUAAAGAGGCUAAAAGUACAGUGAAAUCUGAACGCUUACCAGUUGCUGGAUGCAGGUGUAUCAAAGGAAAUAUUGUAGCUAAUAUCAGUAAAGUUGGACCUUUCCUUAUGGAUUUAGGCAUCACCAAUGAACCAAUUACACUAGGCUAUCGUGUUAUCCGUCCAAAUCACCGUUCACAAUCUACUUCACAAAUGAAUAAGCCUUCAAAUAUGCUGAAAAAAGAUUCCAAUCAGAAAAAUGAAGUUGACUUUUCUACUUCCAGUGAUAUUAUAGUCAGUCGAGCUGACUGUUAUUCAUUACGUCAUGAAAAAGCAGUUGUUGAGAGUAUCCGAAGAGGUGUGGAAUGUGGUAUUGUAUUGGUAUCGCCUGAAAUUCAGGCUGAUAACAACCGUGAUACAUCAAAAAAUUUUAUCUUUGACUGGAAAGUUGGCGAUAUCAUACAGUGUUAUGUAGUAAUAGAGGAGACGCCUGAAGUUGAAUGGGAUUUUGAAACGAAGUACUCAGAAACACAACGUAACUAA
Messenger RNA from Trichobilharzia regenti, 2298 nucleotides. The record is from the annotation of a GenBank genome assembly. Lineage: Eukaryota; Metazoa; Platyhelminthes; Trematoda; Strigeidida; Schistosomatidae.